Molecule: messenger RNA, 489 nt
Organism: Ambispora leptoticha
Lineage: Eukaryota; Fungi; Glomeromycota; Glomeromycetes; Archaeosporales; Ambisporaceae
Source: the annotation of a GenBank genome assembly
GAGGAAACAAAGAAAACAACACCAAAAGCAGAAAUUAUAAAGCAUCCUAGAGACUUGUAUCAAAGUAGACUAAAGAAGCUACGUGAAAAACUUAAAAAAGAUGGUCAUCUAGAUAGCAAUAUUCAGCUAAGCAAACGUCAAUUGCUAUUACGAUCAGUAUACAGCCGUGAUGUUCCACCGCCAGAUCCUGUCCAAUCACCAGAAGUAGAACAAAAAGAGAUAAAGAAAAGCCCACCGCCCAAAUCCUAUAUAUCAGAUUGGCGAAGUCGUGACGAAAUUCCGGGAUGGAAACAAAACAAGUUCGCUAGUUUGGAGAAACGAAAUUUUAAUCCAUGGGCACCAAAAAGGAAAGUUUCUCGUGAAGUGAUGGAAAAGAUUCGUUGGUUGCAUCGAGAGUUGCCAAAUGAUUUCACGGUGGCGAAACUCGCUGAAGAUCAUCAAAUUUCUCAGGAAGCAGUGCAUCAGGAUGCAGAGAAUUACAGGAACUAA